UUAAACGUUAAAUGAAUAUUUUUUCCACUCAAUGGAAAAAUUUGAAAAGAAAUAAAGAAAUAAAGAAAAAAAUACUAAAAGAAGAAAUGCACACGAUUAAAGUUUUUACGGGUAACUCACACCCAAAAUUAGCUCGACUGAUCUGUAAUCAUUUGGGUAUAGAAUUAAGUCGAUGUAAAGUUGGCAAAUUUUCUAACCAGGAAACGAGCGUUUCUAUCGAGGAAUCAGUCCGUGAUGAAGAUGUAUACGUGGUUCAAAGUGGUUGCGGAGACGUUAACGAUAAUCUUAUGGAACUUCUAAUUCUUAUAAACGCCUGCAAAACGGCAUCAGCCUGCCGGGUUACUGCUGUUAUCCCCUGCUUUCCUUAUGCCCGUCAGGACAAAAAAGAUAAAAGUCGAGCACCGAUUUCAGCUAAGCUGGUUGCCAACAUGCUCUCUGUUGCCGGCGCCGACCACAUCAUCACUUUGGAUUUGCACGCCUCUCAAAUUCAGGGGUUUUUCGAUAUCCCCGUAGACAACUUGUACGCCGAACCAGCCAUUCUGAAGUACAUAACGGAGCAACUCGUAGUAGGCGAAGAUACCAAAAUUUGCAUAGUUUCGCCGGAUGCCGGAGGAGCAAAGCGGGUGACUUCCAUCGCCGACCGACUCAACGUAGACUUUGCCUUAAUCCACAAGGAACGCGCUAAAGCCAACGAAGUAGCCCGUAUGGUUCUCGUAGGGGACGUCAAAGAUAAAAUAGCUGUCCUGGUGGACGACAUGGCGGACACCUGCGGCACUCUGUGCAUUGCAGCUGGUAAAUUGAAAGAUGCGGGCGCUCUAAGCAUUCACGCUAUCGUCACGCAUGGCGUUUUGAGCGGCAACGCGGUGGCCCGACUCAAUGCGUCCUCUCUCGAGUCCAUCGUUGUGACCAACACAAUUCCUGUAGAGGAAAAAAUGGCGCAGUGCCCCCGUUUGAGACAAUUAGACAUCGCCCGGAUUUUGGCGGAGGCCAUCCGUCGAACUCAUAACGGGGAAUCAGUUUCUUACCUCUUUUCUCACGUGCCUUUGUGAGCACCCAUCGAUGUUGCUCGACGUUGCAGGCCUUGUUUUGUAAUAAAUAUGUUGAUCUCCAGAGUUUUGC
Messenger RNA from Zophobas morio, 1119 nucleotides. Its product is annotated as ribose-phosphate pyrophosphokinase 2-like. Lineage: Eukaryota; Metazoa; Arthropoda; Insecta; Coleoptera; Tenebrionidae. Bases 12 to 1049 code for a protein of 345 amino acids. Gene Ontology annotation, molecular function: ATP binding; ribose phosphate diphosphokinase activity; magnesium ion binding. Gene Ontology annotation, cellular component: cytoplasm; ribose phosphate diphosphokinase complex. The transcript is spliced from 9 exons. Gene Ontology annotation, biological process: 5-phosphoribose 1-diphosphate biosynthetic process; ribonucleoside monophosphate biosynthetic process; purine nucleotide biosynthetic process. The record is from RefSeq and is a predicted model, not a curated record.